Bicyclus anynana (squinting bush brown) is the source of this 2232-nucleotide messenger RNA. RefSeq names its product protein lifeguard 4-like. The coding region runs from base 123 to 863 and encodes 246 amino acids. The record is from RefSeq and is a predicted model, not a curated record. NCBI's taxonomy places the organism in Eukaryota, Metazoa, Arthropoda, Insecta, Lepidoptera, Nymphalidae. The transcript is spliced from 5 exons. Gene Ontology annotation, cellular component: membrane. Gene Ontology annotation, biological process: negative regulation of apoptotic process.
AAGUCAAUUUAUUUGUGUACGUCACUUUCACUAUCACGAAAUAAUAAUUUUUUUUGCUCAAAAUAAUACAGAAAUAGUGAAUAUUGUUGUAAUAUUACUGCGAACAUAUAAAAUUAGUGAAAAUGGCUGGCAUACCUUUAAUGUAUGCUCAAGAGGACUGUGAAUUGGGAGGCAAGGAUAAUAUCGAAGAUGACUUUGCAUACCGCAACAAUGUGAUCAAUGCAGACAGGGAGAUUCGCCUUGGAUUUAUCCGCAAGGUGUACGGCCUCCUGACUAUACAGCUGCUGGCCACUGUGUCUAUUGCUGCCGUGUUCCUGCUUGUCAAGCCUGUGCAGGGUUUCAUACAUGAGAAUAACUGGAUGGUGUUCAUAGCAUUCAUCCUGAGCAUGGUGACACUGUUCGCACUAAUCGCUAAGAGAAAGGACCACCCUGCCAACUUGUACCUACUAGCCGCCUUUACUGCAGUGCAAGCGUACACAAUAGGCGUUGUGGUGUCCUACUACAACACGGCUGUUGUGCUGCAAGCUCUAACACUCACCUUCACUGUGGUCUUCGCUCUGACUCUCUUCACUCUCAACACCAAACGUGACUUCUCCUUCAUUGGAUAUGGUCUCGGCGCCGGUCUGUGCGUCCUCAUAGUCGGUGGCAUUCUGCAGAUUUUCCUCCAAAGCUCGGCCUUCGAGAUUGCCCUCUCCUUCACAGGCGCCAUCUUCUUCAGUCUCUUCCUCAUCUUCGACACUCACCAGAUGAUGACAGUCCUCUCCCCAGAGGAGUAUAUCCUGGCGACCAUCAACCUGUACAUGGAUAUACUGAACCUCUUUUUAUACAUACUGCGUAUACUUAACGAGUUGAACAGAAAUUAGAGUUUGGGUUAAAGCUCCAAAUAGCACCAAAAUUCUAAGUACACUGUCAAUGUUUUUUUUUUAAAUAAUGAGGUACUCUUUAAUAUCGAUAAAAUGUUGGAUUUUUAAACGUUUUAGCUGUUAGCAUCACUUGUAAACGUGCUGAUCUUUGGUAUGGAGUCACGCAUUUUGAUCUUGUUAAAUCGAUUAAUUUACAAAUUGUUAAAUAUUUAUGUUAUAUUGUAAACAUAAACAUGAGUGAGAGCUUAUUAAAAAAAUUUGACGUCAAUUUGUAUAAUGCCGGCGCUACUUAUAGCUUUAAUUAUUUGGACAUUUAAAUUACUGUCUAUGCACCCUUUUUAUUUAUUGAAUACUGUUUGGCAACCACAUCUUUCCAUGGGCGUAGCCAGAAUUCUGUCUGGGGGGGGGGGGGUUUAAGCUAUACUUAAAUUGAGUAUUUCAUUACAAAUUGAUACUGUCCGACCGAAACUAGUUUUACGGUCGCAACUGAAACCCAAUUUCAGUUUCAGCCUCAGUUUCGUCCGAAACAAAAAUUGCGUUAUCACUUACCAUCAGAUGAGAUUGUAGUCAAGAGCUAACUUGUAAAAAAUAAAAAAAACUGUAGCACAGUGUUUGAGCAGUUAUUUUAACAAAGAUCCAAAGUCCCUUGACAGACAUAGCUUCAUUCAGUGUUUAAUAGUUUGAAGCUAUAUGUAGCGCCGGCAAUUUUGCAAUUUUUUGCAUAAAUUCAUUUAAUUUAGGGUAAAAUAUUGUGUUAUAUGUACCUCACUUUUACAUUGUGAAAAAUAAAAACUGACUUAAAGGUUGACUGGAUAUUGAAAUGUCCUAUCAUACAGUUGACUUUGAUUAUGAAUUUUUAGUUAAUAUUGUUAUAGAUAAUUGCUUUUACAGACUGUGUUACAUUAGGAGCUAUUAAAUAUAUACGUAUUAACCAAAUGCAUUCAUACUAUGUUAUUAAUAUUUUAGCAAACAUUCCACAAAAGAAUAAUUAAUGUAAAUAAUAUGUAAUUUUAUAUUUCGUCAACCACCAAAGUGCAGCUUCACAUACCCUUUAAAGCAAAUAAAUAUAAGAUCGUUUAUUUCAAAAAUGUUAUAAAACCUAAAUGAUUCAUGGUUUUGUUGGACUUUACAAAGUUGUAUCUUACAACGUACUUAAAUAUGAACAGUAUUAACUAUUUAUUACCGGACAAGUUUUUUUAACCAAACUUUGUAAAAUCAAUUCAUUUCCAAAAUGGAUAUUUUUGGGACUGUAUCAAAGGGAAACUGACAAAAAGGCUGUGAAAGCAAAUAUAAAUGUAUAAUUUAACAAUUAUCGAUCAUAUAUUCUUGGUUGUAAAUAAUAUAUCUAAUAAAUUUAUUUAUAUAUUUA